GUGUGAUUGCAUACAGGCGGAUAUCACUGACAUAAAAUAAGACAGGAAAAGGAGACGGUCUGUCGACUUCUGUGUUGAAGCCGUCCAUCAGGUUCCUUCUGUCCUCAGCCCACGGCCUCUCUCAUGGGGAAAGCCAAAGACAGGACUGGGCCCUUGGCUCGGAGGCCAGACAACUCUGCUUUUAAGCAGCAGCGGCUGCCUGCCUGGUCUCCAAUGCUAACUGCUAACACUGUGCUGCCCUUCUUCUACCUCCUGGCUCUGAUGUGCUUGCUGCUGGGAGUCUGGCUGCUCCUCACUGUGCAGAGUACACAGGAAUUAAAGCUGGACUAUACUGAUCUCGGCAGCUGCAGUGAAUGUUAUGAGUUGCGAAAGAAUGUGAGCUACGCAGAGCAGGGCUGCCGCUGCAAGGUGGAGUUUUACAUUGACCAAACAUUUAAGGGAGAUGUCUUUUUUUACUAUGGUCUUAGAAACUUCCAUCAGAACCUCCGCAGGUAUAUGGACUCCAGGGAUGAUGCACAGACGGUGGGCAGGGAGAGUCAAUUAAAGAAUCCAAGUACUUACUGUGAGCCUUUUAUAAAAGAUAAGGACGGAGUCCCCAUCGCUCCCUGCGGAGCUGUCGCCAACAGCAUGUUCAAUGACUCUUUCUCCUUUAACUAUCAGACUUCCAGCGGUCAUAUUAUGCCUGUUCCUCUCUUACGGAAAGGCCUCACAUGGUACACAGACAAAAACAUCAAGUUCCGCAACCCAAAGACGGGCAAUCAAACUCUGGCUCAGGUGUUUGAAGGUACCAGACAGCCUCUGUACUGGCAGAAGCCUGUAUACGACCUGGACCCGAGUGACCCGACCAAUAAUGGUUUUAUUAAUGAAGAUCUGAUCGUCUGGAUGAGGGAGGCAGCUUUCCCCAACUUUAAGAAGCUUUAUGGGAUUUUAAACCGGGCGGGAGAUCCUUUCACACACGGCCUUCCAAAGGGAAACUACAGCAUCCAGAUUUCAUACAACUUUCCUGUGCAGCCCUUCCAGGGCAGGAAGUUAGUGGUUCUGACCACACUGACCUGGUUCGGAGGCCAGAACCUUUUCCUGCCGAUUGCUUACCUCGUAACCAGCAGCCUGAUCCUGCUGAUGGCCGUCGUCCUCACUGUGGCCUGGUGGAAGUUUGGAAAGGAUGGGAAGAACAUGAAGGAGUGAUGCGCCGUCAUGCCGACGACUAAAACGCAUAAAGUAGUAACAGAUACCUCUACUGCAGAGGAGGAAAUAAGUGAGAAAUCGAGGCUGAUAAAGUUCAAACUUUAUCAAUAUUUAAAAGCUGUUGUAAAACGAGGUUGUCGUGCUGCGCUCUGUA
Molecule: messenger RNA, 1339 nt
Organism: Cyprinodon variegatus (sheepshead minnow)
Lineage: Eukaryota; Metazoa; Chordata; Actinopteri; Cyprinodontiformes; Cyprinodontidae
Gene: cdc50c
Product: cell cycle control protein 50C-like
Exons: 7
Coding region: 124-1185 (353 amino acids)
Biological process (GO): phospholipid translocation
Cellular component (GO): Golgi apparatus; plasma membrane; endoplasmic reticulum
Source: RefSeq, a predicted model, not a curated record